This is a messenger RNA of Cherax quadricarinatus, 7344 nucleotides long. Lineage: Eukaryota; Metazoa; Arthropoda; Malacostraca; Decapoda; Parastacidae. The record is from RefSeq and is a predicted model, not a curated record.
CAUUCAGGUCUGUGAAUUUCUUGAAAGAACAGGUACUCAAGAAUAACAAAAUAAGUUAUUAUUAUUAACCCCCUUCAUUGUCCAGAUCCCCAAAGUUAAUAUUGCUCUCACUGUAAGCUGAUUUUUUUUUAAUUAUUUUUUUCUGAAAUCGUAGAGAAUAUUUUUCUGAAGGCAAUAGCACCAAAAGUACAGAAUUUAUGGAAUUAUUCAAGCACAAAGUUAGCGGUCUGGGCGCAAUUUAUGCAUCGGCUAUUUCAUUGCCUUUGAGUCCUAUUUUAACCCUUAAACUGUCCAAACGUAGACCUGUGUUCUCAUGCGUAGCACUCCGAACGUAGGUCUACGUUCAAUUUUACAUGCUUUCUUAUGUUAAAAAAACAUAGAUCGAUGUUUGGACAGUUUAAGGGUUAAUUCUUUCACUGUCAAGACCCAUGAUCACAAACUUGCUCUCAGUGUUGAAAAAUAUUAAAAAAAAAAAAUGAUUUUUUUCCUACCAAAAUCUUAAGAAUAUUUUUCUGAGUCUUCCCCACCACCCAUGCCAUCUUCCCCACCAUCCAUGCCAUCUUCCCCACCAUCCACGCUGUCCUCCCCACCACCCACACCAUCUUCCCCACCACCCAUAUUAUCUUCCCCACCACCCACACUAUCUUCCCUACCACCCACACCAUCGUCCCCACUACCCGCCCCAUCUUCCCCACCACCCACACCAUCUUCCCCAUCACCCAUGCCAUCUUCCCCACCACCCACACUGUCUUCCCCACCACCCAUGCUGUCUUCCUCACCACCCACGCCGUCUUCCCCACCACCCACGCCAUCUUCCCUACCACCUACUCCAUCUUCCCCACCACCCACACCAUCUUCCCCACCACCAGCACCAUCUUCCCCACCAUCUAUGCCAUCUUUUGCACCACCCAUGCUGUCUUCUCCACCACCCACGCUGUCUUCCCCACCACCCACACCGUCUUCCCCACCACCCAUGCCAUCUUCCCCACCAUCUAUGCCGUCUUUUGCACCACCCAUGCUGUCUUCACCACCACCCAUGCUGUCUUCCCCACCACCCACACCAUCUUCCCUACCACCCACACCAUCUUCCCCACGACCCACACCAUCGUCCCCACCACCCACGCCGUCUUCCCUACCACCCACACCAUCUUCCCCACUACCCACACCAUCUUCCCCACCACCCACACCAUCUUCCCCACCACCCACGCCAUUUUCAACACCCACGUCAUCUUCCCCACCACCCACGCCAUCUUCCCCACCACCCACACUGUCUUCCUCAUCACCCACGCCGUCUUCCCCAUCACCCACGCCGUCUUCUCCACCACCCACAUCUUCCCCCAUGCUGUCUUCACCCAUGCCAUCUUCCCCACCACCUACUCUGUCUUCCCUACCACCCAUGCCAUCUUCCCCACCACCUACUCCAUCUUCCCCACCACCCACACUGUCUUCCCCACCACCCGCGCCAUUUUCUCCACCAUCUACGCCGUCUUAUGCACCACCCAUGCUGUCUCUCCACCACCCACACUGUCUUCCCCACCACCCACACCAUCUUCCCCCACCACCCACAUCAUCAUCCCCACCAUCCACGCUGUCUUCCCCACCACCCAUGCUGCCAUCUGUGUUAGAAUUAUCACUUGGGAAGAGAAGAGUUCCAAUUCCAAUUUGUAUUCCCUACCUCUAGGCAUGGUGAACAAGACGUACUGAAUUGGCACUCCCACAAUGCACUGUGGCUUCCCAGAUUUUUUUUUAUGCUGCACGCACUAAGCACACAGACCCAUUCUCUAACUACCUUUCUCCUGUUAGAUUUGAAGCCGCUAGAAUUUUGGCGUAAUAUUACAGCACCAACACUGGCUUGCAAGCCGUAAUGUUACGGCACCGACAGUGAAAAGGUUAAGUAAAUUUCAUUGCUCCACUCGACCAAAUUCUUAACUAUUUUGCUAGUAUGCCUUCCAUUCUAUCAGCUGAGCACGAGAAACUGCCCAUUCAACUAUUAUAAAUAUGCAAUAAAAUGUACAGAAGUCAGUAAUUUGGUAAAAAAAAAUUCCAGUUUAAAAAUAAUGCAAAACGAAAUUUUUAAGACAUUCCUGACACUAAAGCAUUUCUUCCAUUCAUUUAUAAUGUCCCCAAGCCUCUCCUGUUUCCAGGAUAAUAAUAACCAGGAAUGAUUGGUCAUGGUUGACAACAUCCCACUAAUUGAAUCAUACCCAUAAAACAGACUGGAUGGGUAUGGGGAAACCUUACCAUCCUCAGCAAAAUUGGCAAAAACCGAAUAGUUCCGCUACUUUGAGCCCAAUUUCAAGCUUCUUCUGGUCCUGAAAUUAAUGAAAAUUAUCUGUUACAGCAGUAUGACCUCCAUUCUAUCAAUUAAUACCAAGAAACACCAAUAAAACCAUAAAACCCAUCAUAAAAAAAACUCAAAGUUGAUAUUUGAAACCAAACGCAUUGUUGGUUUUACUUUUAUAAUCGUUUACCGUGUAGGGCAGGAUUUUGUUUUUAUACUGUGCACACUCACUGAGCAGACCCACUCUCAUAUCUGUGCUAAAAUUUAUCACUUGUAAUUUAUUUGAGUGAGCAAGACUCUUGACGACUCGCAUGAGGGAUAAUACACAAAUAACCUACACGUAGGAGAAAGGACCUUACAACGAGGUUUCGGUCCGACUUGGGCCAUUUACAAAGUGGCUUUGUAAAUGGUCCAAGUUGGACCGAAACGUUGUCAUAAGCUCCUCUCUCCUAUGUGCGGGUUAUUUGUAUAUUGUUCCAGUCAUGGUAUUGUGACUGUUAUUUACACACGAGGGAUCCCGACCUCAGUGACAGUUCUGUAUGACUUCUACUGAUAGGGUUAAAUAUAAAUGCCAUUCACACAUUCUGCUGUUCACUACAUCUUAACUCUAAUGCUGAUGCUGACCUAGAGGAUGAAGAUGUUUGUUUCACUGGAAAACAUUGAGGUUACACAGGAUGGGUUUUAUAAUUUGUAUGUCCGCAGUUUCAGGAAAAUAUUGUACUGAGGAUUCUAAGAAAAGUCCAUUGUUAUGGAAAAUAUUUCAGGCAGGGUAGUGCUUUUCCUGACACUUCCCUGAGAGCUGUAACAGAACAAGUACUCAUGCAUGCUCAAGGAAGCACAUGUGCACACACACACACGCAUGCACACAUACAAACACACAUACACAUAUACACGCACACACACAUACAUUCAUUCAAACACAUACAAACACACACACACACACACACACAUACAUUCAUUCAAACACAUACAAACACACACACACACACACACACACACACACACACACACACACACACACACACACACACACACACACACACACACACACACACACAUGUAUAUACAGUGGACCCCCGGUUAACGAACUUUUUUCAUUCCAGUAGUAUGUUCAGGUGCCAGUACUGACCGAAUUUUUUCCCAUAAGAAAUAUUGUGAAGUAGAUUAGUCCAUUUCAGACCCCCAAACAUACACGUACAAACGCACUUACAUAAAUACACUUACAUAAUUGGUCGCAUUUGGAGGUGAUCGUUAAGCGGGGGUCCACUGUAUUAGAUUAGAUUAGAUAUACGAUGUUUGUACAAGGGUGAGUGACAUUUAGAUAUACAUUCAGAAAACCCCUUAACUCUUAAACUGUCCAAACAUAGAUCUGCUUUCACGUGCGAGGGGCUCCGAACGUAGAUCUACAUUUUUUUUUUUUACAUGCUUUCAAAUAGGGAAAAUAAAGGUCGGACCACUACGCAUGUGAGCAUAGAUCUAUGUUUGGACAGUUUAAGGGUUAUUAUGCAGAGCAUUUUGGGCAAACUUAAGAAUAACUUAAGAUUAAUAAGGCAUUGACUAAUUGAGUGUUUUUAUAUACAGUCUGUUAGCUGGUUGUAAAUAUAAAUUUAGGAGUUAAAGUGAAUAUACGUACCGUAUUCCGCAACUUUUUAGACACUUUUUUUUUCCAUAAAAUGUCUACAAAAACCACCCUGCGUCCUAUAAACUGAAGGUCAGUGACGGGAGCUAUAAGUUUGGGGUGUGGGGUGGGCUGUAGCUCUCCCAGUUACGUCUGAUGCCAAGCUAUUGAAACUAAAACAAGUCUUAUAUGCCACAAAAUACGGUACAUACGUGCAUAUAUUGAAUGUUUACUGUAUCGAUUAUGUAACGAACAAAUUAGAAUAAUGGUAAAAAUAGUAAUCGACUGUAAACUUAAGAGUGUACACACAGUUUACACGUAUACUGGAAUAAACAUAAAGGAGUUAAAGGUACAAUUUGGCUAGUUUUUUUUUUUUUUCUCCCUAAUUUUAAAAGUGCGAUUUAUGGAAGGUUGACUGUAUUCCUGGUGUUGGUUGGUUUAUAUAAAAACUUUGCAAGCAAAAGACUAUAAUUUGAAUAUUUUUCCAGUACAGUGGACCCCCGGUUAACGAACUUUUUUCAUUCCAGUAGUAUGUUCAGGUGCCAGUACUGACCGAAUUUUUUCCCAUAAGGAAUAUUGUGAACUAGAUUAGUCCAUUUCAGACCCCCAAACAUACACGUACAAACGCACUUACAUAAAUACACUUACAUAAUUGGUCGCAUUUGGAGGUGAUCGUUAAGCGGGGGUCCACUGUAGUUACAAAAACUGAACGUUAAAUUAAAAUUCAGAACAAAAAGAUGAAUAUUUCAAAUAAGUAAAAAUAAUGAAGUUUAAAGUCGGCUUUAUUACUGUUAGGCCUAUUUUAUUAUUGUUAGGCCUAUUUUAUUAGGUCUGUAUUAUUACUGUUAGGCCUAUUUUAUUACUGUUAGGCCUAUUUUAUUAGGUCUGUAUUAUUACUGUUAGGCCUAUUUUAUUAGGUCUAUAUUAUUACUGUUAGGCCUAUUUUAUUAGGUCUAUAUUAUUACUGUUAGGCCUAUUUUAUUACUGUUAGGCCUACUUUAUUUCAAAAUUCAUAUUUCAUUGUUGUCUUCACUGUACCCUUGAUGUAGGUGAAGGGCUCUUGAUCCAAGGAAUUAUACCUGACCUUCUCUUCUUUGGGUUGAACCUGACUGCCUCACAUACCCCUCUGGCAUAUGACCCCUUCAGGUUUAGCACUUCCCACUAAGUAUAAUAGUAACAGUUUUGUGGUAAAAUAUAUAUCAGUGCAAUUUUAAUGACCUUUGAAGUACCUUAAUGCUGAUGGGCUCUUGAUUCAUGGAAUCAGAGCUACCCUAUUGUUCUUCUGAUUAGGUGUUGUAUGACCCUUAUGAGUUUAGUGCUUUCCAGUGCUUUUCCAUAUUUAAGAUACUAAUACUCUCACACAAAUUUAAAGUUAUUUUGACUAUUUUUUAACUUGAGAAUACUGAACUAGAUUUAGGUAUGUUUUUUUUUUUUUUUAAAUUCUUCUCUCAUCUACUUCACCAGGUAAUUUUUUUUUUAAUGCACCAGCCAUUUCCCAUUGAUGUAGGGUGACCCAAAAAAGUUGAAAUAUUCACUAGUAAUUUAGUUGCUGCAUUGAUGUAUGGUUAGCCAAAAAAAAAAAAAAAAAAAAAAGGAAACACAUUCACUGUCAUUCAUUCAAUCACUGUGUUGUCAGAAGUGUGCUGAUAUCACAGUUCACAUAAACCUCUGAACACUAACAUCACCCGUCCUUUAACCCUUUGAGGGUCGACAGGCCCUCUCCGAGACUCGUUCUCAGGGUUGGCCAAAUUUAAAAAAAAAAAUAAUAAUUUUUUCUUAUGAAAAGAUAGAGAAUCGUUUCCCGAUCAUAAUGACACCAAAAAUAUGAAAUUUGAUGGAAAACUUACGGAAUUAUGCUCUCGCGAAGUUAGCGGUCUCGGCGAUGUGUACGGAUCGGCGAUUUUGCCCACUUUGAGCCCCAUUUUCGGCCAGUUCCACUGUACUAGUCGACAAAAAACAUUAAUAUUUCGCUAGAACUCCAUUUUUUCUAUUGAAUGAGUGCAAGAAACCACCCAUUUACCAAUUUCAACUAUCCAGUGCAGUGGUCAGAAUUUAGCAAUUUUGACAAUUUCACACAAAUUUCAAAAGAUGCCAAUUUCCGAAUAGGGUCCAGAACAAACAAGAAAUGUAUUCCUGGCACUAAAAUGACAUUUCCAUUAGUCACGUCUCAGGACCCCACUUACAUUCUUUUGCUUUCCACUUUGAAUUUUUAUUCUCACAAAAAAUAGAAGAUUUACUGUUAUGCAGACUACUGUAUUAGUGUAAAAAAUGGUAUAAAUAAUAUCAGCGCACUUGUGAAAGAAUAUUAGACUCACCAGUUGACGUGUAUUGGACGCUUGGCAUGAUUUGUUUACUUUUGAACUUUGGUAAAAAUCGAACAUUUCUGCUACUUUGAGCUCAAUUUCAAGGUACUUUUCAUUGUAAAACCAGUCAAAAUCAUCUCAAUUUCUGUAAUAUGUCUUCCAUUCUAUAAAAUGAGACCAAGAAAACUAGAAUACAACAAUAAAUACCAUAUGAAAAUACAGUGCAAAGUCGCUGUUUUAUUCCAAAAAAACGGUUAAAGUUUUUUUUUCUCAUUAUGCACUGUGUGCUGCAGGAUUUUUUUUAUACCAUGCACACUGACCACAUAGACCCAUUCUUUCAUAUGGAGGCCUACCAGCUUUCUCCCACUAGAUUUGAGGGCGUUAGAAUUUAGGCAUACUAGUACGUCAAAAACCCUGGGUCGUAAGCCGUACUAGUACGUCCGAAACCCUCAAAGGGUUAAAAUGCAGGUUCUGUACUUCCCAACUCUAGGAUUCAAGUCUGGCUAACCACUCUCCCUGUGCACUAACUGCACUCAUAACAGUGGAAAGCCUUGAUCAGAUGACCCAAAGCUCCAGCUGUAGGUCAUCAUAUGACUGAGACCCACGUCAGGAAACACUCGUUCUGUUUCUUGACAAACCUUACCUAGCCUUCCUGGGAUGACUCCAGCCAGUCUUCCCUUCAGAUUUAUGUACAGUGGAACCUCAAAUAUCGAACUUUCUUCGGUCCAGAAGGCUGUUCAAGUGCCGCUACCAAACAAAUUUAUUCUCAUCAGGAAUAAUGUAAAUUAGAUUAGUCCAUUUCAGACCCUCAAAAAUACACUUAUAAAAGCACUUACAAAAAUACACUUACAUAAUUGGUUGAGUUGGGAGCAUUUCGAUUUCUGAGGUUCCACUGUAUCUUCCUAGUAUUCUUCUCCAUCUUCUCCUAUAUAUUUAAUACAGUCAGCGCUCUUGUACCUGGAAAGAGUUUUGGGGUCAACGCCCCUGCAGCCUGGGCCGUGACCAGGCCUGUUGCUAGUAUAUAGCAUCUCCUCACUUAACUACGGAGUUCCAUUCCUAAGACCACAUCGGUAAACAAAUUCGUCGCUAAACAAGGAGCAUACCAUAAUGGUAGUGGGUUUGUGUCAACCAUCUUUGAUAUU